CUCGGCUUCACAGUGAUGAAUGCGCCCGUCGGAGCACUCUUCAUCACGUCUGAUUGCGACUGACUUCGUUUCGCAUCUCGUCGUGACUGCGUGAGGCCUUCCUGACUCGUGAACUGGCUCGUGACUCUCGCGGCUCCUCUAUCGGUCCCUGUAUCGCUGUCCGCGGCGCACAGCCUCUUAUUGUGACGAAGAACGAGGCGUCAUCAGUUGAAUCAGCUCUCUCAUCGCAGCAAGGCGGCCUGGCAGCCAACACCAGACACCGAAUGCCACGACAAAUGCCGGCGCUCAUCCCUUGUUCCAUUCCUAGCAGUCGGUGAUGAUGCAGACCAGCAGCAGUGAACCGUCUGCAGCAGCAGCGACCCGGUGCGUCCAUCGCCUUCACAGUGUGCAGCACAUGGACUGGCAUGGCGAGAUGAUGGUGAGACGACCGCAGGGAGGGGGUGGAGGGGGGAACAGCGUCAUAGCUAUCGUACCACUGGCUAAUCCCAUCGUCGAAUUGUACCAGGUCUGUCUGCAUUUGACGCACCCAUCAUCCACCAUCGUGUGUCUGUGUCUGUCUGUCAUUCAUGUGCUUAUGGGUGUGCUGACUGCAGCCAUCGAGCAGUGACGGUGGUGGUGGGUGGGCUCGUGUGGACUCUCCGCAGGCGGACCGACCGGCCGGCGCGUGGCUACGGUUCUCCGCGAAUAUCAACUACGCUCCCCUCCACUGCACGCAAUUCACUCUCAAGGUACAUACACCACACCACCGCAAUGCUCGCCCAGCAUAUCACAUAACAAUGCCUCCAUUGUGCAUUGCAGGCCCGUCACCGCGACAGCCGGUCGCCCACGACCGACAUUGAGAAGGUCCGAUGGUCCGUGGUGUUUCAGUCGCGCGAGUCGCACAGCUUCAUCCCGUCCAACGACACACCCGCAAAGAAGUGGCAGGCCUUCGGACCGGGCGGUGACCAUGUGAUGGUCGGGCUGGCGGACGGGAGCGUGUAUGCGCUGGCGAUGGUGGUGGUCGAUAAUGGCAGAACUGACGGUAAGUGGGGAACAAAGAAAACAAACAAACGAGGAAGAAAGGGAGAGUGUGUCUGUUCCUUCCUGUGUGUCUGUGUGCGGUCCAGGGUUGUUUUGCGCGGCCGGCAUGUUUUCCCGUUCGUGUGUGUCCCUCACCCCUCCACCCCGGCUGCCCGCGCCUCUCUGUACCUCACACUCACACCCUCAGCACAGCGAGCGGCGGUUGACCAACGAGACGGCAGCGCGCCACCGGCCAUCGACGCCAUGCAGUGGGGGCGGGGCGACGUGGCGACCACUCGAGGCCAAAUCGGCGUCGUAUGACCUCGGCAUGAAGGAGAAGGGCAGCGGCGCCCCGCAGGCGUCCAUGCCGCCGUCUCUGCCCAUCACGCCUGCUCGUGAGCGUGCCGUGGCGCCCUCACAGGGCUCCACGGAUUCCACCCCGGCGAGAUCGAUGUGUUGGCGGACUGACCGAGAGAGGGACCCACACGCCGCACACACAGCCCCCCACCCCCACCCCUGUCAAGGCAAGAGAGUGCAGCGGGGCGCUCAUAACGACCCCAAGCACCACCGGCACAGCCUCUCGGCCACCACGACGUCGACCAGCGCUUCCACGCCCACCAGUGGGGAGAUGUCGCCUGACGCGCAGAUGUCUACGAAGGAGGCCGGGGGACGCAAUGGCAAGACCAGCACGAACACGACGGUGGUGCCACCGACCGCAUCUGAGGGCAGGGGUGGUGGUGGUGGUGACACGGGCACCAGUGAACAGCAGCAGCAGCCGGCACACGGCCAGGCGCAAGACGACUGCUCCCCUGCAUCAGCAGCAUCGCCGGCGUCGGCUCCCGCGAUGCAACACGGCAAUGGCGACGGCAGCCCUUGCCCGUCCCCCUUUCCCUCAGCCAGACAUCCUCAUGACUACUAUGCCUAUGGCCAUGGAGACUAUCCCAAUCGCAAUGGGCCACGCCGCCCGCACACCCACCAACGCGUCCAGUAUCCGUCGAGGGGCGGCAGACGGGGGAGUGGGCGGGGUGGGCGCGGCUACUAUGAGAGUCGGGGCUUCGAUCGCGAGCAUCAUCACCGCGACCAUCAGCAUCAGCACCAUCACCAUCACACCAUGAGCGAGCACCGCCAUCGACAGCAGCAGGAGAGGGGCCCGCAGGUGGCUCUCGAAACGCUUGAUACGGCAGUUGUGAUGGAUCCGCACACAGCCCACCCCCGCCCCUUCUUCCCCUCCCUCAAUCACAUUGACGAGACCGCCCAGCGGCAGCAGAGAGAGAUGGAGGCGCUGGGGCUGCUUGCCCACGCCAAUGGCGCUCACGAGCUGUCUCUGGGCCUCAUCGGCCGGGGAGGCAUCCUGCCGCUUCCACACGGCGGCGUUGGUGAGAUGCCGGCUGCUGCGGCGGCGGCGUCGGCUGCUGCUGGACGAGGCGCGACCCUGUUGCCGAUGUCUCCUUCCCCCUCUCCCUCCCCCCCUCUCGGAGCACAUCAUGACAACGGAGGACUGAGUUUCUUCGGCACUGCGGCCUACGGACAGCACAUGCUGGGGUACCAGCAACUGGUCGCCAGCCUCUCACAGGCGGCGCACCCACAGCGGCAGCACGCACAGCCCCCGCCCCCCGGACCCACUCUGGCAUCUCCCCAGCAGCAGCAGUCGGCGCAGGCCCUCACUGUGUACCCCAAGACACAAGGGCAGACACACGAGCCGCUUUCCCAUGGCUAUCCGAGCCUAUUGGGCAGCCCUGCCACCGACUCGCCCAGCAGCCAGUCACCGUCGCCCUCUCUGUCAUCGUCUCGCCCCCAUGUGCCAUUCGGCCAGCCGCCCCCGCCCCCCGAGCCAGCCACCACCACCACCACCAGCCCCUCUCAGCACCACCAUCAACAGCAGCAGGGCAACAUCGUGAUUAUGCGGUGCCCUGAGCAGGCUUCGCCACGGGCAUGGAAGACCCACCAGGGCGGGGGCGUCCAGCCACACGCGGCUGCUGUCAGUGGGCGUCGCGCAGUGCCUCGCAUCGCUCUGUCUGCAGCAACUGGUGCUGAUGCCAUUGACGCGUGCUUCACGUCUCGCAGCCAGCAGCUGCCGCCCUCGUCGCUCUCGCCGUCUUUCUCUCAGCACCAUCUGCUGGUGACCACUCCCCGACACGGCCACAGCCCUGACAACGACUCAAUCCGCUCAAUGCCACCCCGGGCCAACAACGGCAGACGCCCACACCACCACCAGCACCACCACCACCACUCGCACCACCACAGUCACCACAGGCGGCCCUGCGUGGUGCCCAAGUACACGCAGACGCCUUGGGACGACAGUGGGUGCGAGAGGGAGAGGGAGGGAUGCGAGGAGCGGACGCCGACCUUCAACAUGAUGGCCUUCUUCGUCCGCACCACCCCCCACGCAAUGGUGCAGCCAGAGGCCAGAGACAACGUCGUCAAUGCGCGUGACGUGCGCUUCACCUACUCGAUGCGCGACCUCUGGAAGAGCUAUGAAGAGGCCAGCACAUACGGCGUGUCGGUGCCCUUCUGCGACUACGACGGGCGGCUGUGCGAGGCGGCGUACGUGCCGUACCUGAGCGCCAUUCAGCUGUUCCCCCGCUCAUCGGAUGUGUCCUCCCCUGCCUCUGUUUUCACCUUUGUCGAGACGGCCCCGCCGCACAACCGACGGCCUCUGUGGGCGCAGAUACGGCACCUGACGGAGGCACCUGCUGAGGGUGGGCAACAGGGGGGAGGGGGCGAUGGUGGCAGUGGGGCUCGGCUGGAGGCCACACCACUGGGCCGCUCGCUGCUCAUUGGAGACUCCGGCCAAGUCCACGAGCGAUCAUGGUGCGCACAGACAGCCACACACACACACGAGCGAGAAGAGGCGACUGCCCGUGUCCAUGCGUCCGUCAGGUUCUCUGUCCUGUGGCACCCCAUUGAGCGUCUGUUCCCGUCGACGGCCGCCGCCUCGUUCCUUCUCUACUACACGUUCGUGCCGGAGGUGCCGUCGGCCGAUCAGACGACCACCGGCCUCCCGCAGCUGCAGCGAUUUGGCGUGAUCCCCUUCAAGGCCGACUUCAGGCUGUGGGGACUCGGUGAGCCAUCGAUGGUGUGAUGGCUAGGUGCUAGGUGGGCGAGAGAUGGCCGUGUGUGCUGUGUGUGGUGUGAUCAGAUGCGGACGGCAACACGAGCGGCACCGUCGAGCACUACCGAAAGAUGAAGGUACACCAGGACCUGCCUGUGUGUCUCAUCGACAAUGGCCGUCUGUCUGUCUGGCAGGAGAAGCUGGGUCAGUUUCUGAGUGACUUCAAGUGUUGCCAUCAUGACUUCGAGUUCGUCGCCAAGCGGCUCAAUGUGACCUAAGCUCAUCGGCCGAUCGGUGGAUGGAUGGAUGGAGGGCACACACAAAGAGGAGAGGGAUGGGCACACAGACAGCGGAUGUGCGGAUGGGCAAGUCGAUCGCUCAGAAAGACAGACAUCAUUCGUACAGCUGACGGACAGAUCGAUGAGUGAAUGGCUGGAUCGCUCUCUUUCUUUCCCUUUCUGUAUUUGUGUGGGGUGGCGGUGGUGGAUUUGUUCAGCCAUCCACACCUCUCUGUAUGUGUGUAUAUAUGUGGGUGGGUGGGUGUGGGUGUGUCGGCUACAUUGCAUGAUUGGCAUCCGUGUGCAGUGGUCGACCAAUCAGUGAUGAGACUGAUUCAUUCACGUGAAUGGCCAUCCAUGUCUGUGAAUGUAUCAGACCUCCACACACACACCAGAUCAGCAGAAACACGAG
Molecule: messenger RNA, 4741 nt
Organism: Vitrella brassicaformis
Lineage: Eukaryota; Vitrellaceae
Source: the annotation of a GenBank genome assembly